UCUGAUUGGUACGCGCGGCGCAGAGCGGAAGUUGGCGUGUUAGGACUGUCUUGCCUUUGCUUCCCAUCUGUCUUAGGGUUUCAGUCUUUUUCUACUGUUUUUGACCAGCUGAGUCUAGGGAUGAGGUGAAACCCCCUGCGCUCCAGAACCUGACCCCGUCUCAGUCCUCAGACCCUCACCCACUGUCCGAAUGGAGAAACGGAAGCGCGGAUUGUAAAAUUAAGAGAUGGAAGAGAUCAUCUAAACUCUUUAAUUCUACAGACAAGUCAACUGAUGUCCAAAGAUGCUAUGUAAUUUGAUUAAAGCCACAUACUUACAGGAGUUCCAUUAAAAAACGAAAUUAAUUAAAAAGUUAGAAUCAAGUUUCGUUCCAUGGAUCCUUUGGGUGCUCCUUCUCAAUUUGUGGAUGUUGAUACUCUGCCCAACUGGCUUGAAUGGUAUGAAGCAGAUAAUUCAGAAACUCUAAGUGAAAAAUUCCAGGAUGAAGUCAUUAGAUCACCUUUUCCCUUCAAUAAAGACCUCAGUGGAAAAGUGAUUCUUUGGAAAGGAGAUGUAGCUUUACUAAAUUGUACAGCUAUUGUCAAUACCAGUAAUGAAAAUCUCACUGAUAAGAAUCCAGUGUCAGAAAGCAUCUUUAUGCUUGCAGGGCCUGACUUGAAAGAAGAACUCCAGAAACUCAAAGGUUGCCGAACAGGGGAAGCAAAGCUGACAAAAGGAUUCAAUCUGGCUGCCCGUUUCAUCAUUCACACCGUGGGACCCAAAUAUAAGAGUCGCUAUCGCACAGCAGCUGAAAGCUCCCUGUAUAGCUGCUAUAGAAAUGUACUUCAAUUGGCAACGGAACAGGCAAUGUCCUCUGUAGGAUUUUGUGUCAUCAAUUCUGCAAAAAGAGGAUAUCCUUUAGAAGAUGCUACCCAUAUAGCACUCCGCACAGUGAGAAGAUUCCUAGAGAUUCAUGGGGAGACCAUUGAAAAAGUAGUAUUUGCUGUCUCAGAGCUUGAAGAGGCCACCUACAGAAAGCUACUACCUUUAUAUUUUCCAAGGUCAUUAAAGGAAGAAAGCCAGUCUUUGCCCUACCUUCCUGCAGAUAUUGGAAAUGCAGAAGGGGAGCCAGUAGUACCAGAGCGACAGAUUAGGAUAAGUGAAAAACCAGGUGCUCUUGAUGACAACUUGGAAGAGGAAGAUGAGGGCUUAGGAGCUGAUCUCUCCUUUAUCGGAUCUCAUGCUUUUGCUCGAAUGGAGGGAGAUGUUGAUAAGCAGAGACGACUGAUCCUUCAGGGACAGCUUUCCGAGGCAGCUCUGCAGAAACAGCAUCAAAGAAAUUAUAAUCGCUGGCUAUGUCAAGCAAGAGCUGAGGAUCUAUCAGAUAUUGCUUCUUUAAAAGCCUUGUACCAAACAGGUGUGGAUAAUUGUGGUCGCACAGUGAUGGUGGUGGUUGGAAGAAACAUUCCUGUAACAUUAAUAGAUAUGGACAAGGCUCUGUUAUAUUUUAUCCAUGUAAUGGAUCAUAUUGCUGUAAAAGAAUAUGUCUUAGUAUACUUUCACACACUUACUAGCGAAUACAAUCACCUGGACUCCGACUUCCUGAAGAAACUCUAUGAUGUUGUUGAUAUCAAAUACAAGAGGAACUUGAAAGCAGUUUACUUUGUCCAUCCAACAUUUCGAUCAAAGGUAUCAACAUGGUUUUUCACCACGUUUUCUGUCUCAGGACUAAAAGACAAAAUCCACCAUGUGGACAGCCUCCACCAGCUAUUUGCUGCCAUAUCCCCAGAACAGAUUGACUUUCCACCCUUUGUUCUUGAAUAUGAUGCCAGGGAAAACGGGCCUUACUAUGCGUCUUAUCCCCCAUCACCAGAUCUAUGACCUUCCAUCUCAUAUUACUGCUGGUUUCCAAGGAUAACUCCCUCUUCAUGGCCUGCUGCCUAUUGAAUUGAAAUUCAUUUGUGCUGUACAGAAUUCAGAGAGGAUCUUUUGUCCCCACCUUUCUGAUAUUUUUUUAUUGACAGUAUAUUUUCGGGCACAUAAACAAUCUGCAAAUAUUAGGUCACUAUGCACUGUGUACCACUGUUUUAAAUUUCUAUAUGCAUAUUUAAUGGGAAUACUGAUAUUUCAGGAUAAAAUGAAGGAGAGCAACUUUCAAAUGUCUUAAAUUUCCAGAAAAGACACCAGACUACUGGACAGUCUGCCAGUUUUAAUCGUAUUGUCACCAUCAUAUUGAAAUUUGCCCUGGGUACUGAUCUAUUUGUAACAGUAUACAGUCAGGCUACAUGAAUCAAAUAGGUACAUUACUUCCAAUCCUAUUGCAUUGUUUACUUCUUAUAUAUCCAAAUACUCUAGUUAUGACAAAGAAGAGUGGUUUGAAGCUGAAAAAUGUUAGAAUUGAUUUAAGUGAAAUUCUAGUAUUGGACAAAGAAAUUAUUGAAAUGUUUAGCAGAACAUGGGCUGUGUGGACUUAAGGUGUCAGGCUUGUAUCCCUGAAUUAGAUGAUUUGUAGGGGUGCUGCUAUUUUGUUCCUAAUAGUACGAUAAAAGGAUGUCUUUUUUUUUCACUCUUUUUUAUAAUCAUAAGCGUGACCUCUUUAAAAGAUCCAGCUCUUUUAGGCCUCGUAAGUGAAUAAGAGCUACCUAACAGUUAACCAAGAAUUUAAUAAGUGUCACAGGAGGAAGAAAUUAGUGAUGUACACUUCCUUUUAGAAAUAUAUCUAUACACUGCCCUCUAACUAUGGCUGAUUUUGUGUGACUGUCACUUAUAAUACUACCUUGGGAGACCUUGUUUUAAUUAUUAGACCUUCUGGCAUUGCCUGCUUCUAUAAGGAGGGUGAGCAGACAGGAAAAGUGUGAUUUGGGGCAUCAUUACUAAUCUUGCUAUUUGUAACUCAGGCUUUACCUUAAAGGCCUGCCUAGCUAUAAAUGAGUAUAAUUUCACCUACCUCAUGAAGAUAUGAGAAGGUGUAGUAUCUGGAGAAGAUCUCAAAUAUCUUUGAGCUACAGGUGCUAAAAGAAUGUGAAGUGAUGUGACCUCUGGUUGUAAGUUACCAGUAAAAUUGGUGGGAGUGCUAGAAGACUUCUCUUAUCUCUGACUCCCUGUACUGUUUCAGCCUUUCCAGAGAAAUAUAGCUUUUGGUGCAUAAGUCCAGUUCUAGCACCUCCCACCCCUCGCUUUGUCCAAAAUUCUUUUUGCCCAUUGAUGAUAGUGUCAGUUGGAAAAGCAUUGAGGGGGAAGAUUAUUCUUAUUUGAAAAUAAAUUAUCAUUGACAUUCCUAAUGCCCCUCAAUAUUUUAGCACUCGCUCUUACCCCUGCCCCCCAGCCUUAUGCAUACACAUACAACAAUCAUUUGUAUCUGGACGACUGUUGUAAUGUGCAUAGGCUGACCAGAAGUGUGAUCUGAAGUACAAAUUCCUUUACCUCCUAAGGAUCCUUUUACUCUUUCAAUAAUACUCUUAUGUUCCAGUCAAUUCCCCAUUUUGUAAAGGAAUGCAACUUAUCUCCCAAGUACCAAAAGAGUAACUUUAGGGUAAAUUAGUUAUGGGAUUGGGCAAGUCCCUUCCCCAGUGGUUAUUAUUAAAGAGUUUAGCAAGUAAAUGGCAUCUUUUUUUUUUCUUUUUCUUUUUUUUUAGGUGAGAGACUGAAGUAUUAGUCACUUGUUCAUAGGUUAGUAAAAAUAAACAACAAACCAAAAGGUUUGUGACUAUUGGACCAAAGCAGAGUUCAACAUGUGUUGGCAACCAGUUAAAUGUAACUUUCACCUUUCUCUUUUAUAGUCAUAUUAUAAUUCCUAUCAAAAAAAGACUCCUUUGAUCUCUGGCCUGGUCUUGCCAACCACACAAAUUGAAAUAACUUCAACUUUUAAAAGAAUCAUUGAGACAGCCUUCCUAGUACACUGUCCUCAUAGAAUCUUCUUGGAUAGCAUUGGAAUAACUUUUCCACAAGGGGGUAUGAAAAUCUACAAGCAUUUCUAUAUUAAAGAGCUUAGCUAUCUUGAAUCAAAAUCUUCCCUUUUCCUUUUUUUUCUUUUUCUUUUCUGUAGGCAGUAUAACAGGCUGCUUAGAGUGAAAAUACUUGUAUUGUUCUUUGAAUUGAAGCUAUGUUUAUUGAUGUCUGUGUGUCUGUAUGAUUAUUUAUAUUUAUAAUUUAAACAAUUGCAAAUGUGCUUCAGUUAUGGGAUGGCACCCCUUUCAUCCAUCCAGUAGUUUUAAAAGGGUAUUUAUUGCUGUAGUAAUAUUGAAAAAGCUAUUAGGGAAUACUUUUUUAAAAUCUACAUAUAUAGUACUUUCAGUGUGCUAUAUAGAGAGAAAGUCUGUUAUUCACCUUAAGGAUUAGGUCAUUGAGGUAUGUUAUACAACCAAACUCAUAAUAGAAAUUUGAUUGAUUGGUUGUGACAGUUAAGAUGAAAAUUAUGUACUUCCCAGUGGGACCAGUGUGAUCUGUACAAAACACAUUUAAUGAAGUUAUUUCAUCUGACUGAGCUUUUGGAAAGAGCAGAGUGACCUUACAGUGACAAAAUGAUCAAGUAGGGUACAGUUGUCAUGUAUUAUUUGGAUGAAGAUCAGAUAGGCCAGAUAACACAGAUCUUCUGUUUCACAAACAGUCAAGGAGGGAUGAAAGGACAGCUGGGUACAACGGUUCACCAACAGCUAAUAGUAAUUCAGAGGAUGUCAAAUUGAUUAACAAAAUUCAAUUUUGGUCAUUGUGAAUGCCAAUUAAAGCUGUAGACAUGACUUAAAAACUUUAGGUAAAUUAAUUCAUGCAUGGCACCCAGGAGUUCUAAAACAGCAAAGAGUUCUUUACUAUCUUCAUUUAUUUGAGUUGCUUUGAACCAAAGAUUUUUUACAGGUAAAAUACUAUGUUAGAAAAUUCAUUCCUAAAAAAUCUUAGGCACAGUGAUCCAAAUUAAAUUUUUUUCUUUCUUUAAAUUCCAAUUUUAUCUAGCCAUGUCCUAUUUAUAUUGGUGCCUUUUUUUUAAAAAGUCAUCAGAGAAAGAAACUUCUUAUAUUUUGAAAGUUAUCAGUAGGAAUUCAACACAGAUGUUAGGGGGAAAAUGUAAAUUUAUUAUAAAAAUUCUGAUGUGGCUAAAGUUUACUAUUGGGAGAAAGAUCCCUCCCUUAUUAGAGGAGUCAAUUAUUGUAGUAAAAGAACAUUGCUCUUCUAUUUUGUCUGUUUUCAAUUCUUUGGGUUCUUAUUUUAUUCAGAUUAUGGGAAAUAGUUUUGUCUUUUUAUUGUCAAAUUCAGAAGAAAAAUAAGAAUAUGAAGUAUUAAAUGUCAGCUAAAAACUAGCUGUGACAGUCUCCCUUUAAAUUUUGCUUGUAUGUAUGUAUGUAUGUAUUCUAUAAUAUGGGGGCAUGUGUCACUAUUUUUCAAGAUGAAAAUAAGAAGGAAUGCUUAGUUCAUAAUUCAGUCAAAUGGACUGCAGUUGUUUUGAUCACAAAUGGAGAUCAUAGAUCAGUCAGUCAAACAUUUAUUAAUCAUCUUCUGGGUGCUGGGGAUAAAAAGGCCAAAGUGAAACAGGCUCAAAGAGCUUAUAUAUAUAUAUAUAAAUAUAUAUGAAAUAAAUAGAAGGUCAUUGGAAGGUGGGAAUCCUCAGGAUAUGCUUUUAUCCUAAAAUUACCAUCAGGAAUUACCAUAAUAAAGAUUCACUAAUGGCCUUUGGUUCUAUAGAUGUUAAGUACAGCCCUUGGAUACUCCUCUAGGUUUGUUCUUUGACCUAAAUUUUGAAGAAUGAAAGAUGUUAUAUGUAAGCAAGUCUCACCACAACCUCAAAACCCCAACUAUAACUGGCUCUUUCAUGUAUACUUUGCAAGUGCUGUCCUACGGCCAAUAUAUGAGGGAUACAAAGCAAUAGAUACUAUGCUUGCCAACACUUCUCAUUAAAACAGCAGGUGAUACUUGGUGAUAUCGGAUGGGAAUAGUUAGCUUUGGUUUUUUUAUGCUUUCCCAAAGAACAUUUCCAAGGUUGACUGUUGCAAAGAGAAACAAUUUGUGGAAGGGCUGCAUUGAAGAAACAUUAUAGACAUGUUUUUGCUAAUGCAAGUCACAUAGUAAAUGUAACUACUGCAUACAAUAUUUCUGUUGAAUAUUGAAAGCUAAAUACAUUAUGUAAACACACAGUCACACUUUUGUUUGUAAUGAUUUUUGUUAGUAUAAGCACACAGUCAGCACAAACUAAGCCAGGACUUUCUCAGACCAGAUCUUGCUGAUUAAAAUAAAUAAUUCUGUAAAAUCUCGAACACAUGUAAAUCAUUUUAAUUACUGCUGAGCAAUGGAAACCUAAGGGCUUUAUGUAGCUGGUAUGAUUUAAAAAUGUUUAUUCAAAAUUCAGAAAGCCUUUCCCAAGGUUUCACAUUUAAAGAUAUGUUGUUCAAUAUGCUUUUCUUGAUUUGAGAAUUUUUUUUGGUUUUGUUUUAAACUGGGACUGUAUAUGCACUUGAAGAAUGUGGAGAACCAAGAAAAAAGUGGUAACAUUCAUUCAGCGAAUAAAAAUGUAGAACAUUU
Messenger RNA from Monodelphis domestica (gray short-tailed opossum), 6486 nucleotides. RefSeq names its product ganglioside induced differentiation associated protein 2 (gene GDAP2). The record is from RefSeq and is a predicted model, not a curated record. Lineage: Eukaryota; Metazoa; Chordata; Mammalia; Didelphimorphia; Didelphidae.